AUGGAUACUCCCAACUCGGCAAUCGAUAGUCGUCUCCUAUCGCCGGAGGUGCCCCAUUCCCCACAAUAUUAUUUUGCGAUCUUCCAAACAACGGACACCUUUGUUGCUAAGGCUACAUCCCCCAGCAGUCCUAGCAGUAUUGCCACGAGUUCUCAGAUCAGAGCCCUCCGGAAGCUCGGCAAAGGCAGAGACACACCACAAUCACAGCGAGUGUCGCCGAAAAUCACGAAGAUUGUUCAGUUACCCGAGUGCUCUAUACUAUGGUCCCGCGUGGAAGCAUUUUUGCAGGAAUUUGGAUGUUUUUGGCCCUUUUUGCGCAGUGAAAAAGUUCGUGACAGAUUAUCGAUCGCCAUAAGCUCGAUGACAAGGGGUAGCGAAUCAAGUCAAUGCGUCGUCACCACGGCAAAUUGCAAGAAGAUUGCCAUUCUAUUCAAUAUGUUGGCUUACGCGGACCUCAUGGACGAAGUGUACACUACUACUGACUUUGCGCCCGGGUCUCAGUCCUAUUGCCAAGGGCUGAGUUUGAUGGAGUCUUUUGGGAUGCUCCAUGAUAACGACUUGGAGACCAUGAUAUACCACACUAUCGCAGCAUCCUUUUUCCUGGCCGCUGAAAAGCUCCACACAGCUUUGCAGAGUGCUUCUCAAGCUUUUAACAUUGCUCGUUGUCUAGAGCUGAACAACCAAAAGCGAUGGCCUGAAAACACGGAAGACGAGAUUGCUUGUCGGCAGUCUCUUUGGUGGACAUUGUAUUUCCUCGACAAAAGAAUCACCCAGAAAAUCGGUAUAUCGUACUCUGUUCGAGAGAACGAGUGUGGUGUCAGGGAGUACGUUGAAGAUGGAACCGAAGAUGGGUUACACGAUCAUCAUGAAAUGCUCCAAAGCAUGAUCAACUACAGCCAUUUGUGGUCUUACAUCUGGGAUAACUUUUUCUCUCCACGAGCUUCGGUGAAACAGGUUGACUUUGAUGAAGUGGAGUUGACAGAUACCAAAAUCAUGCUGGCUUAUCGUCGUCUUCCUGAUAGUCUUCUCUGGGACUCCCAAAUGGCUUUGGAGCACAUGAAAGCGAACGAUGAGACUCAAAUCCGGCGGCGACUUCUCGUUUUCCUGGUAAGAAUUCACAAAAGAAAUUUCACUUGA
Penicillium cataractarum is the source of this 1137-nucleotide messenger RNA. Its product is annotated as fungal specific transcription factor domain-containing protein. The transcript has a single exon. Bases 1 to 1137 code for a protein of 378 amino acids. The record is from RefSeq and is a predicted model, not a curated record. Gene Ontology annotation, molecular function: zinc ion binding; DNA binding. Lineage: Eukaryota; Fungi; Ascomycota; Eurotiomycetes; Eurotiales; Aspergillaceae. Gene Ontology annotation, biological process: DNA-templated transcription.